This is a messenger RNA of Hydractinia symbiolongicarpus, 5374 nucleotides long. Its product is annotated as SH3 and multiple ankyrin repeat domains protein 2-like. Gene Ontology annotation, molecular function: ionotropic glutamate receptor binding; synaptic receptor adaptor activity. The transcript has 10 exons. Lineage: Eukaryota; Metazoa; Cnidaria; Hydrozoa; Anthoathecata; Hydractiniidae. Gene Ontology annotation, cellular component: postsynaptic density; dendritic spine; postsynaptic membrane. The record is from RefSeq and is a predicted model, not a curated record. The coding region runs from base 129 to 4901 and encodes 1590 amino acids.
UCUUAUGUGUUAAAAAUAUAAAAUACACAAUUUGAAAAUUUUGAUAUCUUCAGCAGUAUCUUGAUAGCUCAUUUUUUGUUGGCUUAUAAAUAAAAGUAGAAUUUCUAAAUUUUAAACAUGUGUUCAAAAUGGUGACGCAUAAUGAAACGCCGGAAUCACCAACUAUUGUUAUCUCGCCGACUGAUGAGGCGCCACUUUUUCCAAAAGACAAACAAAACAUGAUUACCGUGACGAUCAGCACUCCGAAUUUUUCUCAACCAACCGUGAAAUCAUUUGAGUUUGCUUUGGAUGAGAAAGUAUGGAAGGCGAAACAAAGCGUAUUGAUUGAGUAUGCGGCGAAUGCUGAUUUAAAGGAUCCGCUGAACUUUGGUUUUUAUAUGCCACCCCAAGGCGGACGUGCUGGAAAAUUUCUUGCAGAAGAAAGAUUAUUGAGAGAGUAUCCAAUGGAUAAAAACGACUCUAGUUUAGAGUUUCGUUAUAAAAGAAGAAUUUUUCGACAUCUUCAACUGCAGGAUGAGAAAAAACUUCAAAAAAUUAACACCAAGAAAUACCGAAAGAAAUUCCUUGAAGCUAUUUUUGCAAGAGACGAAGCCAAAGUAGAAAAGAUGUUGAAGAAGGGACUGGAUCCUAACUACCACGAUGAAAAAACUGGAGACACACCCUUGUUGAUAGCCUCCAUGUUGGAUGACUGUAUGGAGUUGCUGAAGUUGCUCGUCCUACAUGGUGCAUACCUAGACUUCAGAUCUCGAGAGGGUUUAACAGCUUUGCAUCGAGUAGCUCUGAUUGGCAAAGUGGAAAGCUUGAAGAAUCUGCUCGAUCUGGGUGCAUCUCCGAAUUGUAAAGAUAGCAAGGGUGUUACGCCGUUAUAUUUAAGUAUAAUAUCGGGAUCCAAUCCAGUCAUUUCCGAGAUCCUGUUACGAGAGCGUAGUGAGAUUGGUAUACGAGACAUCCAUGGUAGCGAGGAGAUCCACCAAGCUUGUAAACUAGGCUACGUUCAGCAUUUAGAACACUUGAUAUUUUAUGGUGCUAAUGUGAAUGCCACUACCGCUUCUGGCAAUACUCCUCUUCAUAUUUGUGGGUUAGAAAAUCAAGAGAGCUGCGCACGAGUUUUAUUGUUUCGAGGAGCUGAUCGUAACAUUACAAAUUACGCGCAACAAAGUGCUUAUGACGUCGCUAUUCUCGCAAAUAACUUCGAAAUUUCACAAUUGAUUAAUAAUUUUGACGACAGCGAAGUAAGAUUGUUUAAAGACGAGCCCGAGUUCACGAAACGUCGCAGCGAUACAAUCGUCAAAAACGAGAAAUCGUCGUCAUUGCCGUCGUCGCCGGAACAAGAAAGUAAUUUGAUGCACGCUGUUUCAACACCUAAUAUGCACACUCUAGGAUUAAGCCGACCCAGAAAAAGCUCACUCAAUAGUUUACCACAUAAGGAGGAUUUUUCCGAAUCUGAAUCCGAGUCAGAUGACGAAGAUUUAAAACCCGUAUCACAAACUCGAACAUUUUCACACAAUGCGGGUCUCGGAACAAAGCGUUCCCCUGCGCCAAUCAAAAAAAGUGCCAAAGCUGCAUCAACACUUAGAACUCGAUUGUAUGCUAGCGUUCCUGGUCGCAACUUUAUCGCCAUUACAGAUUACGAGCCUGCAGCGCAAGGAGAAUUAUCUCUAAAGAAAGGUGAUAUAGUAGAAGUUUUGUAUGUUGGAGAAGGAGGGUACUGGGAAGGAAGCGUUAACAGACGCGCUGGAUGGUUUCCAAGUUAUUGUGUGCAAGAAAUCAAGAAAGGAGAUACCUUUAAAUCUAAGCAACGAUCAUGGUUUGGUAAAAAGAACUCUCCGAUGGAGAUCAUAGAUAAAGCAUUACAAUCAGAGCCACCGAAGCCGAGAGUAGUUACAUUAAAACGCCAUGAUAAAGGAUUUGGUUUCCAACUACGUGGCGCAAACUCCCAUGUGCCGCACAUAGAUUUCACGCCCUCUCCACAGUUUCCAGCGCUUCAGUAUAUCGGAGAAGUUGAUAAAGGGGGCGUUGCUGAGAGGGCGGGAUUGCGUCCAGGAGAUUUUGUGUUAGAAAUUAAUAACGAAAAUGUCGCGAAUGCUACGCAUGGUUAUGCUGUUUCGCUAAUAAGCAAAGGUGGAAAAUCGUUGAGUAUCAAAGUUAUUACUGUUGCGCCAGAGUCAGUUAAUCCAGAACUUAUUUUACCUAACGGAACUUUAAAAUGUACAGAUGCGAAAGACUUGUUCAAAAAUGACAAUAUUAAAGCGCCACCACCACCUCCCCCAGUACGCUCUACUUCUACUGUGCUCACAAUUGGCGGAGAGAAUUCUGAGAAUUCUGUAUUUUCAGAAGGUGCUGUUGCUGUGACCGCGGAAACUGUUGUGUUGGAGAAGCAACCUGACCGCAAACAAAGCGUAAAGGGGAUGUGGGCAGGAAGUGCCUACAGACUGCAAGGAGAUGACUCAAAAAUGAGAGAAGACAACAUCGCGAGUGGCAUAGGCCGCAGAAUAAACGGAUCAUCGCAUAAUUAUGCAGCUGAAUUCGACGAAAAAUUUAAACUAAUUACGAAACAAGUAAAUGUCGAUGCAACACAAUUCCCUGCGGUGAAACCGAAGCCGAACAAAAAUAACAUGGUAAAGCAAUCUGCGGCAGACUUGCACGAAUCAAGUCGUAGCAGCAGCAGCAGCAGUUCACUUAGUAGCUUGAGCAGUAGUAAUUCAAACACACUUACUAAUGAAGGUGAUAAAGACAGGCGAAGAAAACCCACUCCACCCGGUUAUGACUACACGAUAGAGAGUUUAAGGCGAGGGAGAGCGAAUUCUCUUGGUAGAGGUGACGACCCUCGAGCAAUGACUCACACCAUGCCUCGUUCAGCCACAGUUGAUCUCGAUUCAAGGCACGAUCAAAAUGUUCGAAUUGAAAUGUUGCAUAAAGGUAAUCGUCCUAUCCAUCAUAGCCCAACUGAUCCCAGGAUGCAUCGCCAAAAUAACAGACAUUCUUUGUAUGUAAAUCCAGAAGAUAUGGCAGCUUAUCAACAGAGGAGAAACAUGAUGGUAGCGCAAUAUUUAGAAGACCAACAAUUUUCUAGCCUUCGUCGUCUUCCUCGAAGUUAUACUGGUGUCUUACCUGGACAGCACGCGCCUCGAUUUAGAGAUCCGAGGCAAACGAGACCAGUAUCAGAAUACUUUGAUCGCGGCAACGUAGACCUUCAACGACGCAUAGAAGACGCACAUCCUCGCCAGCACGAGCAACAAAAAACAAAACGCAAUAGCCCAACUAAGGAAAGAAAGGCAGAAACGGUUUUGGAAAGUCAUGAACGUAAGCUUUUUAAUCCAGACACUGAUUAUCGUGUGAUACAAGAAAUAUCACCAAGGGGACCGGGUUAUCGAGACGCUGGUGUAAAUAUUCAACAACGAAAACCUCUACACGACGGAUUGACGUUACAUUCUCAAUCUCGUCAAGCUGACGGAUUGGUUCGGCAUCAAAACGAACGUCAACAGCGACUAAUCUCACAAGGAAAUCCUGUGAGAGCAAACGCUACAGUUUCUGUUUCCGCUAACAAUAUGCCCCCUCCGCCUCCACCCCCACCAAUGCCGCCUCCUCCACCCGAUUACCUUGAUGUGGAAGACGAACAACCUCCGCCACCCGCUGAAUAUAACCCCAGCCACACUGAGAUCAAAAAAAAUGUUUCUUCAAUAUCGUCAUCAAAUGCUUUUGCUGAUUCAAUAAUGAAUGCUGUGUCGGCAAGAUCUACAAGAGUAACUGGGAAUAUUGACCAAGAGAUUACCAAAAAUAAACAGAAAAAGGACAGUGACUCUGAUUCUAUCGGAAGCGUAGGUAAGAACAGCUUACAUCGUGCCGACAGCUCGCCAGGUUCUGAAGGUUUAAGUUUAUAUAAUUCCAGCUCCAGCGUUAGUCUCGAUAGUGCUUGUUCCAAAGAUUCCGGCUUUGAGAAUUCGAGUGAUGGAGUUGACCAUUCUUCUGUUCUGGCUCAAGCUAUUGCGUUAAGAGCUGCAAAGAUGGCGGCCAAAGACACCACUGCUACAAAUGCGCUUCCAUCAACCAAAGAACUUCCUGAACAAGAGAAAAAUGCUGUUGUAGAAUCUGAACUAAUGAAACCAAGCGAAAUUUUGAAAAAAAAUCAGAAAAAUGAAGAAUUAAGUCGAAUAGAAGUUGACAAGGGCUAUUCUUCUCCAACAAGUUCAAGAAGUCGAACUAAAUCUGAUAUUCCACCGACUACCAAACCGAAACCGAAACGAUCGGACACGUUAGAGGCAUCUCCCGAUCAUAACAAUAACAAAACACGUUCGUUUUUAUCAGAAGAUUCUGCUACUUCUUAUUUGGAUGGAGUCAUAGCUGAUGCUGAAGCUAGUAUUGAUUACGACCUCAUCUCUGUUUCAUCAUCGAAUUCACUCAACGAAGAGAGCAAACAGGAAAGCAAGACAGCGCUGAAGAAAGUUGGUUCGUUGACGAUCACUUCUGGUGCUGACAGGAAAGUUGUGUCAUCUUCUACGACUAUCAAGUUACAAACAAAGACACAAGAAGAUGAGCUCCCACCUCCUCCAGCUGAAUUUCUCGAUGAAGACAUAUCACCGUCGACAAAUGAUGACAAUUCUCUUGAUCUUCCUCCGCCAUACACUGAAAGCGCACCUGAGGUAACAACUUCAAAUGUAGACCUUCCGACAUUGUUAUCAAACAAACCGUACAUGGAAUGGUCGACUGAUGACGUAGGUGUUUGGUUAGAUCACUUGAGCUUGAGUACCUACAGGAAAACGUUUUUAGAGAACGAUAUCGAGGGAAAACAUUUACCUGAACUGUCGAAGGAUGAAUUAAAAGAAUUAGGCGUGACUAAAUUAGGACAUCGAAUGACUUUAGACGAUGCUAUUGGUAGAUUAUGUCGGAAUGUAAAAAAGUAACUUUUUAGAUAAUUAUCCUAAACCUCCCUGUAAAAAUAUCAAUGUACAUAGACUGACAGAUGCUGACAAGUGAUAAACCAACUAGGCUAACUUCCAUUUUGGCGUGAAAUCCCUGUAAUUCGAAGUUUUCUUCAAAGCCUCUGUGUUUUUCUACAUAAUUGACGACAGUCAGUCACGUUUGAACAUAAAUUCGUUUCUCACGUUUACAGGAAAAAAAAACGACUUAGUAGAGCUCUUCUAUCUUUUAUUUUUUUAACUAAAGAAGAUUAAUUUUAUUUAUAGAGAAAAAUAUAAUUUCUGUGAUAAUUACGCCAGAGAGAAAUAAUUGUAUAAAUUUUCAUAAAUUUAAAAACCUGUCGAACAAUUUUGAUAGGGUGACUAAUAGUUGCUAUGGCUACGAGAAAAUUUUAUAUUUUUGUAAGUUUUAAAACGUAGAUGGCCAGGUUUUCACAAAUACAACAAACUGAAUAAAA